UCUCCUCUGCGGACGAUAUCCUUGCACAGUUUCCGACCAAAGAGAGACAGAGAUUGGGUUCGCGAGGAAGAGAUUCGUGUCAAGAGAGAGAAAGCGAGGUCUCUAGAGAGAGAGAGAGAUAGAGGCGAUUUCCUUAGUCUGGGUUGGUGCAACUCAGUGUUUCAGUUUGUAGAGAGAGAGAGAGAGAGAGUUCGCGAUGAAUCAGCGAAGGGGAGAGAGACAAAAUUCGCCGGCGGCGUACAACGUUAUCCUUAAGCUUCCGCAGGGAGACAGUCCUUACGUCCGAGCGAAGCAUGUUCAGUUGGUGGAGAAGGACCCAGAGGGAGCGAUAGUGCUGUUUUGGAAAGCGAUAAACGCGGGAGACAGAGUGGACAGCGCACUGAAAGACAUGGCGUUGCUGAUGAAACAGCAGAACAGAGCAGAUGAAGCCAUUGAAGCCAUCAAGUCUUUCAGGGACAGGUGCUCCAAGCAAGCUCAAGAGUCCCUUGACAACGUCCUCAUCGACCUCUACAAGAAAUGUGGGAGGAUCAAGGAUCAGAUAGAGCUGCUGAAACAGAAGCUGUGGAUGAUCUACCAAGGAGAAGCUUUCAACGGGAAGCCGACCAAGACGGCACGGUCUCACGGGAAGAAAUUCCAAGUCACGGUCGAGAAGGAGACCUCUCGUGUUCUGGGGAAUCUGGGUUGGGCAUAUAUGCAGAUGCGGAACUAUACAGCGGCCGAGGUGGCUUACCGGAAAGCACAGGUGAUAGAACCGGACGCGAACAAGGCCUGCAAUCUGUGCACCUGCCUGAUGAAACAGGGGAAACAGGAGGAGGCGAGGUCCAUCCUCUGUGAUGUGAUUCAGGGGAACAUCUCUGGAUAUGAAGAUCCGAGAUUGAGAAAUCGGGUCAACGAGCUUUUGAGGGAGCUGGAGCCACCGCAGGAGGCGGUGUUCACUUCCACGGUCAUGGACGGCCAUGAAGGGGGGCCUGAUCAGUUUGUGAAGGAAUGGACCAGACCUCAUAGGAUGAGAAGACUUCCGAUUUUCGAGGAAAUCUUGCCUCUCAGAGAUCAACUGGCUUGCUGAUGAUCUCCUUCUCCUUCUCUUGUCAGAUACUCACAUGUAGGAAUGAACUAGUUUACUUCUUGUAAGCCUGUGGGCGGGCAUCAUCAUAUAUAAUACAUAUUACAUACAAACAAACUGGAGAAUAUGCCCACCCACUAAGUAUAUCUUCAAUAAAAAGGAUCAUUCGACAAAAAGAUUACACGCUCACGAAACACAAAUCCCCUAACCUACUAACCAAACCGACCAAAAGUUUUUACAUCUGUUUCAAACAUUGAUCCAUCAGGAUCAUUUCCAGUGUUACACGGUUGCACUAGCAUGAACACUGGUAAACGAAAUAAAGAAAAA
Tarenaya hassleriana is the source of this 1390-nucleotide messenger RNA. Its product is annotated as protein SULFUR DEFICIENCY-INDUCED 2. Lineage: Eukaryota; Viridiplantae; Streptophyta; Magnoliopsida; Brassicales; Cleomaceae. Gene Ontology annotation, molecular function: protein binding. The coding region runs from base 197 to 1066 and encodes 289 amino acids. The transcript is spliced from 4 exons. The record is from RefSeq and is a predicted model, not a curated record.